UUCUUCUCUUUUUCUUUCGUCUCAAUGUCGGCAAACACCAUGGCUGUCAACAGAAUAACUGCCUCCUCCGCUCCACCGCCGCCCAAGACAUCCUUAACGUCGCAACCUACACCUACUUCCUUGCCGCUCCGUUCAAUUCCCGGUAGCUACGGCUUGCCGCUGCUAGGACCAUUAGUUGACCGCCUUAACUACUCCUGGUUCCAAGGACCACAGACGUUCUUCAAGAAGCAGAUAGAGAAGAAUCAGAGCACGGUGUUCCGAACAAACGUUCCGCCGUCGUUUCCGUUUUUUCUCGUGAAUCCGAACGUCGUUGCAGUGUUGGAUUGCAAAUCCUUUGCUCAUAUGUUCGAUAUGGAAAUUAUAGAGAAGAAGAACAUUCUCGUCGGUGAUUUCAUGCCUAGCACUAAAUUCACCGGCGAUCGGCGUGUUUGUGCUUAUCUCGAUCCAUCUGAACCUAAACAUCAACAGCUAAAGAACUUCACAAUGGACAUGCUGAAACGGAGCUCCACCGUCUGGAUCCCGACCCUAACCAGCCUGCUAGACACCAUGUGGGAUAACAUUGAAUCACAACUCGCCUCUGGACCAGUCAGCUACGUCGUCCCCAUUCAGAAAUUCCACUUUGCCUUCUUAUCUCGCUGUAUCGCCGGAGCCGAUCCCCAAAACUCGCCGGAUAUGGCCGAGAAUGGUUACUUAUAUAUGGAUCGGUGGCUCGCGCUUCAGAUCCUUCCCACCGUCCCAAUCAACGCCUUCCAGCCACUAGUCGAGAUCUUCCUGCAUUCCUUCCCUUACCCUUACUUCCUUGUGAGUCGGGAUUAUAACAAGCUCUACGAAUUCAUCCAGAAAGAGGGCAAAGAAGUAAUUGAACGAGGACAAACCGAGUUCAAUCUCAGCAGAGAAGACGCCAUCCAUAAUCUCUUGUUCACCCUCGGUUUCAAUGCCUUUGGCGGAUUCUUGAUCUUUUUCCUAAGUUUGUUAUCCACAUUGGAGUCCGACAAAACCGGUGUUCAAGAAAAACUACGUAACGAAGUGAGAGAAAAAGCCGGUAGCUCGGGGUUGAGCUUCGGGACUGUAAAAGAAAUGGAACUUGUUCAAUCAUUUGUUUACGAGACGCUGAGGCUCAACCCGCCCGUACCGUUACAGUACGGGCGAGCAAGGAAGGAUUUCGAGUUGAGUUCUCAUGACUCGGUUUUCGAGGUGAAAAAAGGCGAGCUUCUUUGUGGGUUCCAACCGCUAGUGAUGAAAGAUCCGAACGUGUUUGAUGACCCGGAAACAUUUGUGGCGGACCGGUUCACCAAGGAGAAGGGUAAAGAGUUGUUGAAUUAUUUGUAUUGGUCGAACGGGCCGCAAACCGGGGAGACAAGUGCGUCGAACAAGCAGUGUGCCGCGAAAGACUUUGUUCCGCUCACGGCUGCGUUGUUUCUGGCACACUUGUUUCUCAGGUACGACUCGGUAACGAUAGCGGGUACUUCAUUCUCGGCCGUCGAAAAAGCAAAGAACUGAGUUGUCUAACUAUACUCAUACGAGGACAUGUCUACGAAAGUAUUGUUCCAGCAAGACCGGUGAAUACGAUUUGUGUUUCUCGAGUACUUGGUUGUUAAUUACAAACAUCGUGUCGCAGACCGUUAUUCGUUAUCCGUUAUCCCAAAUAAAAACCGGCAAAUCAUGAUGCACCGACGAUAGAUAUGAUUUUUUAGUAGAUGAUGUUUUUUACUUAAUACAGUCGAUUGUCGAGUAUAAAUGUAUGAUACAAUUAUACAUCAGAAGCAACCGACAUUAAAUUUGG
Messenger RNA from Cynara cardunculus var. scolymus (artichoke), 1783 nucleotides. Its product is annotated as fatty acid hydroperoxide lyase, chloroplastic-like. The record is from RefSeq and is a predicted model, not a curated record. Bases 25 to 1500 code for a protein of 491 amino acids. The transcript is spliced from 2 exons. NCBI's taxonomy places the organism in Eukaryota, Viridiplantae, Streptophyta, Magnoliopsida, Asterales, Asteraceae. Gene Ontology annotation, biological process: sterol metabolic process. Gene Ontology annotation, molecular function: monooxygenase activity; oxidoreductase activity, acting on paired donors, with incorporation or reduction of molecular oxygen; iron ion binding.